This is a messenger RNA of Chenopodium quinoa (quinoa), 1217 nucleotides long. Its product is annotated as adenylate kinase 4-like. Gene Ontology annotation, molecular function: ATP binding; AMP kinase activity. Bases 161 to 889 code for a protein of 242 amino acids. The record is from RefSeq and is a predicted model, not a curated record. The transcript has 6 exons. NCBI's taxonomy places the organism in Eukaryota, Viridiplantae, Streptophyta, Magnoliopsida, Caryophyllales, Amaranthaceae. Gene Ontology annotation, cellular component: cytoplasm; mitochondrion. Gene Ontology annotation, biological process: nucleobase-containing compound metabolic process.
UUUCUCUCUCUCCUCCAUUUUUUGCACUUGUAUUUUACCAAACCCCCUUAUUCCAACUUCUUCUCCACCAGACAACUACUUCUCUUCCUCACCUUCUUCUUCUUCUUCUUCUUCUUCUUCUUGUUUGUUGAGUUUUUGAAGAAAAAUUACACGCACAAAAAUGGCGGCUAAUUUGGAAGAUGUCCCUUCUCUUGAUCUCAUGUCUGAGCUUCUUCGCCGUAUGAAAUGCUCUUCUAAGCCUGACAAACGCCUCAUUCUCGUUGGACCCCCUGGAUCGGGUAAGGGUACUCAGUCACCAAUCAUUAAGGAUGAAUACUGCUUGUGUCAUCUGGCUACUGGUGACAUGCUGAGAGCUGCAGUGGCCGCCAAAACUCCUCUUGGGGUUAAGGCUAAAGAAGCCAUGGACAAGGGUGAUCUCGUUUCUGAUGACUUGGUUGUUGGGAUCAUUGAUGAAGCAAUAAAGAAGCCUUCAUGUCAAAAAGGAUUUAUUCUUGAUGGAUUUCCAAGGACAGUGGUCCAAGCAGAAAAGCUUGAUGAGAUGCUUGAAAAGCGAGGAACUAAGAUUGACAAAGUGUUGAACUUUGCUAUUGAUGAUACCAUUUUGGAGGAAAGAAUCACUGGACGUUGGAUCCAUCCGUCAAGUGGUCGUACCUACCACACCAAAUUUGCUCCUCCAAAAGUACAAGGAGUGGAUGAUGUUACUGGGGAACCUCUGAUUCAGCGCAAAGAUGACACUGCUGCAGUUCUGAAGUCUAGGCUAGAGUCUUUCCACCGACAAACUGAACCAGUUAUUGAUUACUAUUCCCGGAAAAAUGUUGUGACAAACAUACAUGCUGAGAAACCACCAAAGAAAGUUAGUGAAGCAGUGCAGCAGGCAUUGUCAUCAUAAUGAACUGAACUCCACUAUAUCAGAUUAGAAAUUUUUUACAUCUCUGAGAUUUUGAUGUGUACUCUUAUCUCACAUUUAUGGGGUUUGGGCUACUCUAUUCCCCGUUAGUAUCUUGCAUACAUUUUGAUGCUGAAAGCACCGCCUUUUUCUGUUUGCUAUGAGGUCAAGUUUUUCUAUUGCGGAAAAUAAUGCUUAUUAUGGAGAUUAUUUGCUAAUGAAUUUUGUGAACACUGAACAGCUGUCAGAUUUAUCAUUUUCAGCUGAGGAUUAAUAAUGGGUUAACUCAAAUUAAUGGAUCCUCACCUGUGAAGGGAGAGAGUUUUGAGUC